Trichophyton benhamiae CBS 112371 is the source of this 690-nucleotide messenger RNA. RefSeq lists its product as uncharacterized. Bases 1 to 690 code for a protein of 229 amino acids. The transcript has a single exon. Lineage: Eukaryota; Fungi; Ascomycota; Eurotiomycetes; Onygenales; Arthrodermataceae. The record is from RefSeq and is a predicted model, not a curated record.
AUGUCGUCGUCUAUAGGUCGGACGCAGGCCGCUCCGUUGACAGCAUGGCUCCGAGUGCCCCUUGAGUGGUAUCAAUCUUCAACUGUGUCCUUCUUCCCUGAUGAGACUCAUUCUGCUAUUCGACGCACUUUUAUUCCUCCGGAUGAUCCGCAUUGUCGGCGUGUCUUCUGUGGCUUUUGCGGUACACCAUUGACUUACUGGACCGAGAGUCCUCCCGAGGAAGCUGAUUACAUGUCGAUUACUGUGGGCAGCCUCUUCGGCCAGGACCAAAGCGCCCUUGAGGACCUGGGGCUACUUCCGGAAGACGUCGAUGCUGGAACACAGCUUGCUCCGGUUACGUCUAGUAGAAGUGUUACUCCCGCGGCUUCCUCGUCGAGGCAAGUCGCCUCCGCGGAACCACAGGUGUUUGUUACCCGCCAAAGCGGUACUCUGGGAGGAAUUCCUUGGUUUGAGGAAAUGAUUGAAGGAAGCCGACUGGGGAGAGUAGGGAAACACCGCAGGGGCGUCGGAGGUAACGAUACGAUGCAUGUCAAAUGGGAGGUGACCGAGUGGCAUGACACCGUCCCAUCCAUCUCCACAGAGGCCAGUGAAACCACCGAUAGCCCAAGAAUUUCCGCCAAAAGAAAAUCCCCUCAGGUUCGUUUAUCUUAUGCUAUUAUUCUAUAUGCUAAGACUAUUGGCGUGGUCUAA